Molecule: messenger RNA, 4244 nt
Organism: Oncorhynchus tshawytscha (Chinook salmon)
Lineage: Eukaryota; Metazoa; Chordata; Actinopteri; Salmoniformes; Salmonidae
Product: teashirt homolog 2
Exons: 2
Coding region: 471-3554 (1027 amino acids)
Biological process (GO): regulation of transcription by RNA polymerase II
Cellular component (GO): nucleus
Molecular function (GO): DNA-binding transcription factor activity, RNA polymerase II-specific; DNA binding
Source: RefSeq, a predicted model, not a curated record
CAAGUCCAGGCGAGGAGGGAGGAGUUUUGAAUGUUCAGUUUGUACUAUGUAUCGAUGUUUGCUGGCAUCGCCUCACCCUGCCUGCUCCUUGCGUGAUAUAGCCUACUGUACCAUUACCCAAACGUUUUACGCUCUUCCUUCCAUAUAUGCUAUUUAAUACAGGGUGCUCUCAGAACCUUCUCAGAACCUGACUGGCAUCUAUCUGACGGACGUCGUCCUAUGGCUUUGGUGGACCGAAACGGAAAGAAAAGGAGAAGACAAUCCGCCCUAUAUGAUCUAGGAACCGUGAAAGAAGAAGAAUUGCUUUGACACCUGCAUUGCCCAGGCAACGUUUUCUGACUCUGGAUUUUAUAGUAAGAGGAAAGAAGUAGCCUACUCUGAGAGCAAAAUAGAGUCGCUCGCUCUGCAUGGACUAGUUUAUUAGACUGCAUACUGAUUUCACCUGGACAGAGUGAGCUACGAGUUAAAAAAUGCCAAGGAGGAAACAGCAGGCGCCGAAAAGGGCUACGGUAUACGAGCCUGAUGAACAUGGCGUCAUGCGAGAGACCAUCCCUGAGGAUAACAGAGAGAACGACACUCCAACUGAAGAGAAGACGAGUCCCAAGGCCUCAGAGGACAAAGAGAUGGACAACAAAAGCAGCUACAGCUACCAGGACUCCCCCGUCAGUGUCCUUUCCCAUCAAGAAGCCGAGUUGGAGUCGCGUCUUAGCGACGCCAGCGAUAGACUCUCACUCUCAGACUUCAAAAGUUCCUCACCACCUGAAAGCCAGAAGGACGAGGGGAGCAGCGGUUCGAAAUACAAGGAUGACAUGCACAGCAGCCUGGAGAAAAUGAGGGCCGCCUAUGCUAACUUCCUCUCAGAUUCCUACUGCACAGGGAUCGGAAUGGACUUGAAAAUUAGCAAAACUCCCAGCAAGGCUAACUGUGACAGCACCAAUGUUAGCACCAAGAGUGAAUUUGACUGGCAUCAGGAUGCACUAUCCAAAACCUUCCAGCAAACACACUCCCCAAAGCCUGUGUCCAAACCCAACCUCUUCAGCUCGGUCCACCUCUACAGACAAAGCAGCAAAGCAGGUGGGACAGUGUUUACAGGGGCCAGCCGUUUCAAGUGUAAGGACUGCAGUGCAGCCUAUGACAGUAUUGUGGAUUUGACAGUGCACAUGAACAAGAGUGGACAUUACCAGGACAACAAUCAUGGCAAACCAAGCAAUGCCUCCACAUCCUCUUCCAAAUCAAGGAAACGAAAUUUGCAAGACAUGGAAGGGAAAGAGGAUGCACAAAAAGUUCUGAAGUGUAUGUUCUGUGGCCAUUCUUUUGAGUCCCUCCAGGACUUGAGUGUCCAUAUGAUAAAAACUAAGCAUUACCAAAAAGUACCUUUGAAAGAACCUAUUCCAGUACUCUCACCGAAAUUACUGCCACCAGCAAAGAAACGGACCUAUGAGGCCAACAGACCUUGUUCUCCUGAUUCUACCACAGGGUUAGCUGGCUACAGCGAGGCCCAACGGUCCGCUGCUAUUUCAAAUGCUAACAGUAAUCGCUAUGGUUAUCAGAAUGGGGCUAGCUACACUUGGCAGUUUGAGACAUGCAAAUCUCAGAUUCUAAAAUGCAUGGAGUGUGGAAGCUCACACGAUACCCUGCAACAACUCACCACUCAUAUGAUGGUCACUGGACAUUUCAUGAAAGUUACAAACUCAGCCUCUAAGAAAGGGAAACAGUUAGCUCUGGAUCCCUUGGUUAUAGAAAAGAUGCAGGUAUUAGCUGAGCCGCUUGCUAACGAAACUGAUGGCGAUAAAGUGUCUCCAAAAACAUAUUCCCCAAGGGUCAGUGAGAAAGAUAGCCAGAGGGAUGACACAUUGGACAAAAUGGAAGAAAGUGAAGUGAAAGAUGACAAGGCAGACAGUGAGGAUCAAAAGGCAGGGAACAGGGUGAUUAAAUAUCGCUAUCUUCGUGAGGAGGAUCUGGAGCAGCAGGGAUUGUCAGGUGGAGGAGGGGAUAUCCUCAAGUCUUUAGCCAACACAGUGGCCUCUGCAAUCAACAAGGCUCAGACUGGGACCCCCAGCUGGAGUGCCUACCCCAGUAUCCACGCUUCCUAUCAACUCUCUGGGAUCAUCAAGAGCAGCACUCAUCUCUCAGCGUCUCCCCCCAUUCAGAUAAAGCACACGUUCAACCACAAGCUGAGACCGAUCGCCCCAAAGGGGAAGUUUCUUCAGGGUGCUGGGGGAGUUGACACUCCACAGCAACCGUAUCGAAAAGCGGACACCAAGAAAGAAAAGAUUGGCAUUAGCGAUGGUAAAGAACGUCUGAAUAUUAAGUUUGAUCUGGUGGAGAAUAAUGACAGCGAUUGUCAGGACGAUUCCUCUACCUCUUCAAAGCUCAAUGCAGACUGUCUGAAUGAAGGGAGUGAUGUGAUCAGAGGGAAGUUGAGCCCAGAUUUCUCAGACAGAGGCAAGACACCAAGCCCUCCUGCCACCGGUGGAAGAAGCACUACUUCAGAGCUUGUCAAUGACACCCCGGAAAUACUCGGCAUAAACCCUCUAAGUGCACUGCAGUCAGUUCUGAACAGCCAUUUGGGUAAAGCAAAUAAGCCCACCAAUUCAAGAUCUGAAAAUAGUAAACCAUCUGCUCGCUCUCAAUCUAUAUUAGCUGAACUCAACCAGAGUAUGGAGAAACCAGCAGUGGUGCAUGCUACCCCUGCUAGGAACAGCGCUAACAUUGCCUUCCUGUUUGCUAGCAAUGAUCAGCCAAUAGACCUGACAAAAUAUAAACCUAACAAGCCAAGUUCCUCCCAUCUACAAACCUUUGCCCCAAUGCCACAGAAACACGCUCUGUCUGACAUUGCUGACAUGGUUAAGGUUCUUCCUAAAGCCACCACACCAAAAGCCUCUAUGCCAUCAAGGAUACCCACCAUGAAACUGGAAUCAGACGUGAGACGCUCUGAGGACGUGUCGGCUGAGGUAUACUCGGUUCACAAGCGCAAGGGAAGGCAUUCGAACUGGAACCCCCGACAUCUUAUCAUCCUCCAAGCCCAGUUCGUCUCCAGCCUCUUUCUGACUUCUGAGGGCAAGUACUUACUCUCAGAUCUUGGUCCUCAAGAACGAAUGCACAUCUCUAAGUUUACUGGACUGUCCAUGACAACCAUCAGCCACUGGUUGGCCAAUGUGAAAUACCAACUUAGGAAAACAGGGGGGACCAAGUUUCUGAAGAGCAUGGACACUGGCCAUCCAAUCUUCUACUGCAAUGACUGUGCUUCCCAGUUCAGGACACCACCAGCAUUCAUCUCUCACCUGGAAUCACACCUAGGGUUCCAAAUCAAAGAUAUGCGCAAAUUGCCUAUUGAGCAUCAGACGAAGGUAGAGGAGCCAGAACUGUCAAAGGCUCUCAGUGUCCGUGCGACAGAGACGCUAGUCACAGAGGAGGAUGUUGACACUAAGUUCAAAUGUAAGCUGUGUUGUAGGACAUUUGCUAGUAACCAUGCAGUUAAACUCCACUUGAGUAAAACUCACAGCAAAUCACCUGAUAACCAUUCACAAUAUGUGGAAAUGGAUAAAGAGUAGGAUUUGUUCAUUUUUGCUAUCUUUUUUGUUGUUGUUCAUUUUUGAAACAUUGGUUAGAUAUUUCAGCCAUGUUUCCAGUAGCAUUGUGUAUUAUGAAUAAAGACAUUGAAAACAUUUGAUUGAAUAUGACAUGGACACACUGGCUAGACUAAAUCCUAAAAUGUUAAAGAAUACACCAACUUAUACCUUUGCACCCUUCUCAAAUGCAUCACCAGUAAUGAAAUGUAUUACUGCUUGAAAUAUAAUUGCUAACGUUUGCAUGCAAUAGCUCUGGCUAUGACUACUAUUUAUUUGUAUAAUAUGUCAAGUUUCAAUUGUAUUAUUACAAAGACAAUGUAAUGGAUAAAUUGUAAUGUUCAUCUCCAAUGCUACACCUUUGUAAAAUAUGCAGCUGUUUUAAACAGGUAGCCAGACACAUGUUAACACAUUUAUUGCACUGUACAUUGAACUGUACAGUGAAUUGCUAUGUAAAAAUGUUUUGUGUUUCAUUGAUAGAACAGAAAAGCACUUUAAUAAAUGUUAAAUCACCAGUUUAGACUCAGAUUAUGUACAUGAACCCAACAAAUAUAGACAGGUUGGAAACAAGGAAAAAUCUAAUAUAAAUGUGUUUCAUUUUAAAAGGAUGACAUUGACAAAUGAUACCUGCACCUUCUUUUUUUUUACCAAUUGAAAUAAAGAAUUAACAUUUGA